Molecule: messenger RNA, 11178 nt
Organism: Ylistrum balloti
Lineage: Eukaryota; Metazoa; Mollusca; Bivalvia; Pectinida; Pectinidae
Product: hemicentin-1-like
Exons: 41
Coding region: 1-11178 (3725 amino acids)
Source: RefSeq, a predicted model, not a curated record
AUGGGUGCAAAUAAUUACAAUAUUGCCGCUGGAACAGAUAUCACUCUUGUUUGUAAUGUGGUUGCAAACCCCUCUCUCACGGCCCUAAGCUGGACACGUAACAGUAAUGGUGCAACAACUGCUUUGACAAUAGAUGGCUCCAAGUAUCAAAAUGGGAACACAGGAAAUCCUUCUCUUACCAUUACAAGUACUAGCAGUGCGGACGAUGGCACUUACACUUGUAUAGCAACUAACAGCAUUGGUACACUUAGUGCUUCCACUGUGUUGACAGUCACUAGUUCUACAUUACCAACUGUAACCAUCGCCCAAACUGCCUUUGGUGCACAAGUGUCGACUACUAUUACUCUCGGCUGUACAGUUACAUCUGAUACUACAGUUACUUCUGUCUACUGGCAGCGUAAUGUAGGACAAGGAACUGAGAUAAUAAAUGGUGAUGGGACACAAUACUCUGGGGCUUCAGUAGCCACACCUUCUUUAACGAUCAUUGAUGCAGAUACAAAUGAUUCAGGAACCUACCAAUGCUUUGCUGUCAAUGCUUUUGGAAUUGGCAGCAGUGACACAGCAACCGUGACCAUUACAUCAGCUGCACCAACAGUAACAGUUGCACAGUCGACGUACAGUGCAACCACAGGAAGCUCAGUCACGCUCACUUGUGUAGUAUCAUCAGCCGCCACAGUUAACACUGUGUACUGGCAACGAACCAUCCAAAGCUCAACUGUCACCUUGACAAUAGACAAUGUCAAGUAUUCUGGAUCCUCAACUGGUACUCCAUCAUUGACUAUCAACAAUGCAGACACAGGAGACAGUGGGUCCUACACUUGCUUCGCAACCAGUACUUUUGGAAUAGGCAGUAGUAACCCCACUACUUUGACUGUAUCUGGAAGUAUUCCAACUGUCACUGUUGCUCAGACCACAAGGUCUGUAAUCACGGGAACAACAGUGACCUUACAGUGUUCAGUCUCUGCUAAUCCAACACACACAAGUGUAUUCUGGCAGUUCACUCCUAGCAAUGGAGUGACUUCUGCACUGCCAAUAGACAAUGUAAAUUAUGGUGGAUCGUCUGUCAACAGUCCAUCAUUAAUUGUGUACAAUGCCAACAGUGGAGACCAAGGCACAUAUGUCUGUUUUGCCAGCAAUCAAGUUGGAACAGGACAAAGUCUCCAGGUCUCACUGACAGUUACAGGAAGUAUUCCAACUGUCACUGUUGCUCAGACCACAAGGUCUGUAAUCACGGGAACAACAGUGACCUUACAGUGUUCAGUCUCUGCUAAUCCAACACACACAAGUGUAUUCUGGCAGUUCACUCCUAGCAAUGGAGUGACUUCUGCACUGCCAAUAGACAAUGUAAAUUAUGGUGGAUCGUCUGUCAACAGUCCAUCAUUAAUUGUGUACAAUGCCAACAGUGGAGACCAAGGCACAUAUGUCUGUUUUGCCAGCAAUCAAGUUGGAACAGGACAAAGUCUCCAGGUCUCACUGACAGUUACAGGAAGUUUGCCAGUCGUCUCAAUAGCCCAGACCAGCUACUCCGUUGUGACAGGACAAACGGUCACACUGGGAUGUACAGUGACCGCCACACCUUCACAUAACAAUGUUUUCUGGCAGCGUAUAGUCAAUGGUGUGCCUUCCACAUUGACCACUGGCACCGGCAAAUACUCUGGAUCCACGGUCAAUACUCCAUCCUUGACUAUCUUCAAUGCUGCGGCCAGUGACAACGCCAUAUACACCUGUUCAGCAACAAAUGCUGUAGGAACUGGAACCAGUGGUCAAACCACACUGACAGUGACAGGAAGUUUGCCAAUCGCCACUAUAGCCCAGACCAGCUACUCCGUUGUGACAGGACAAACGGUCACACUAGGAUGUACAGUGACCGCCACACCUUCACAUAACAAUGUUUUCUGGCAGCGUAUAGUCAAUGGUGUGCCUUCCACCUUAACCACUGGCACCGGCAAAUACUCUGGAUCCACGGUCAAUACUCCAUCCUUGACCAUCUUCAAUGCUGCGGCCAGUGACAACGCCAUAUACACCUGUUCAGCAACAAAUGCUGUAGGAACUGGAACCAGUGGUCAAACCACACUGACAGUGACAGGAAGUUUGCCAAUCGCCACUAUAGCCCAGACCAGCUACUCCGUUGUGACAGGACAAACGGUCACACUAGGAUGUACAGUGACCGCCACACCUUCACAUAACAAUGUUUUCUGGCAGCGUAUAGUCAAUGGUGUGCCUUCCACCUUAACCACUGGCACCGGCAAAUACUCUGGAUCCACGGUCAAUACUCCAUCCUUGACCAUCUUCAAUGCUGCGGCCAGUGACAACGCCAUAUACACCUGUUCAGCCACAAAUGCUGUAGGAACUGGAACCAGUGGUCAAACCACACUGACAGUGACAGGAAGUUUGCCAAUCGUCACUAUAGCCCAGACCAGCUAUUCCGUUGUGACAGGACAAACGGUCACACUGGGAUGUACAGUGACCGCCACACCUUCACAUAACAAUGUUUUCUGGCAGCGUAUAGUUAAUGGUGUGCCUUCCACAUUAACCACUCUCACCGGCAAAUACUCUGGAUCCACGGUCAAUACUCCAUCCUUGACCAUCUUCAAUGCUGCGGCCAGUGACAACGCCAUAUACACCUGUUCAGCCACAAAUGCUGUAGGAACUGGAACCAGUGGUCAAACCACACUGACAGUGACAGGAAGUUUGCCAAUCGUCACCAUCGCCCAGACCAGCUACUCAGUUGUCACGGGACAAUCGGUCACACUAGGAUGUACAGUUACUGCCACACCUACACAUACCAAUGUUUUCUGGCAGCGUAUAGUCAAUGGUGUGGCUUCCACAUUAGCCAUUGACAAUAGCAAAUACUUUGGAUCCACGGUCAAUAGUCCAUCCUUGACCAUCUCCAAUGCUGCAGCCAGUGAUAGCGUCAUAUACACCUGUUCAGCCACAAAUGCUGUAGGAACUGGAACCAGUGGUCAAACCACACUUGCAGUAACAGGAAGUUUGCCAAUCGUCACCAUCGCCCAGACCAGCUACUCAGUUGUCACGGGACAAUCGGUCACACUAGGAUGUACAGUUACUGCCACACCUACACAUACCAAUGUUUUCUGGCAGCGUAUAGUCAAUGGUGUGGCUUCCACAUUAGCCAUUGACAAUAGCAAAUACUUUGGAUCCACGGUCAAUAGUCCAUCCUUGACCAUCUCCAAUGCUGCAGCCAGUGAUAGCGUCAUAUACACCUGUUCAGCCACAAAUGCUGUAGGAACUGGAACCAGUGGUCAAACCACACUUGCAGUAACAGGAAGUAUCCCUGUGGUACAGGUAGACCAGGCCCAGUACUCUGUAGUUACUGGACAGACAAUCACACUUGGUUGUACAGUUACAGCAGACCCCACUCACACAUCUGUGUUUUGGCAACGCACACUUAAUGGAGUUACCAAAACCACGCUUAGCAUAGACGGUGUCAAAUACAGUGGAUCAACUGUUAGCAAUCCGUCUCUGACCAUCAGCAAUGCCAAUAGUGAUGACAUAGCGUUGUACACAUGUUUUGCCACUAACCCUGUGGGAACUGCCAGUAGUAGCCAAACCACGCUUAAUGUAACAGGAAGUUUGCCAAUCGUCACUAUAGCCCAGACCAGCUACUCCGUUGUGACAGGACAAACGGUCACACUGGGAUGUACAGUGACUGCCACACCUUCACAUAACAAUGUUUUCUGGCAGCGUAUAGUCAAUGGUGUGCCUUCCACAUUAACCACUGGCACCGGCAAAUACUCUGGAUCCACGGUCAAUACUCCAUCCCUGACCAUCUUCAAUGCUGCGGCCAGUGACAACGCCAUAUACACCUGUUCAGCCACAAAUGCUGUAGGAACUGGAACCAGUGGUCAAACCACACUGACAGUGACAGGAAGUUUGCCAAUCGUCACUAUAGCCCAGACCAGCUACUCCGUUGUGACAGGACAAACGGUCACACUGGGAUGUACAGUGACUGCCUCACCUUCACAUAACAAUGUUUUCUGGCAGCGUAUAGUCAAUGGUGUGCCUUCCACAUUAACCACUGGCACCGGCAAAUACUCUGGAUCCACGGUCAAUACUCCAUCCCUGACCAUCUUCAAUGCUGCGGCCAGUGACAACGCCAUAUACACCUGUUCAGCCACAAAUGCUGUAGGAACUGGAACCAGUGGUCAAACCACACUGACAGUGACAGGAAGUAUUCCUGUUGUAACAAUUGCUCAGACGACAUACUCAGUAACAACUGGCUCCACGGUUACCCUACAAUGUACAGUGACUGCAGAUCCAGCUCACAACUCUGUCUUCUGGCAGAAAAUCACCAACGGUGUCACCUCUAAUAUUGUUACUGACGGCAACAACUAUGAUGGCUCAUCUGUGAAUUCCCCAAGUUUAAUCAUUUACAAUGCUAAUUCAGGAGAUGAGGGAGCAUAUAUUUGUUUUGCCACCAACAUUGUUGGAACAGGUCAAAGCAGUCAAACUACCCUGGAUGUAACAGGAAAUAUACCUGUUGUUAACAUCCUUGAGAAUCAGUACUCUGUUAUCACUGGAACAACAGCUACACUUGUGUGUACAGUCACUGCUGAUCCGCCACACAACUCAGUCUACUGGCAACGUAUUCAGAAUGGCAUCACCCAAAAUGUCCUCAUAGACGGUGCCAACUAUGGUGGAUCUACAGUCAAUUCGCCAUCUCUUAUUGUAUACAAUGCAGACGUUGCAGACCAGGGAGUGUAUAUCUGUUUUGCCACCAAUAUUGUUGGAACCGGACAGAGUGCUCAGACAGUUCUCUCUGUCACAGGAAGUCUGCCUGUAGUAACAAUAGCCCAGAAUGCCUACUCUGUGGUGACUGGUCAACCUGUCACACUUGAAUGCACAGUGACUGCAACCCCUGGUCACACAGUUGUAUACUGGCAGCGUUAUAACAAUGGGGUGGCCAGUCAACUGACCAUUGAUGGAACAAAAUACACUGGAUCUACUGUGAAUUCCCCAUCCCUGACCAUCAAUAAUGCUGCUGCAAGUGACCAGUCUGUGUACACCUGCUCCGCUACAAAUGCUGUAGGUACUGGCACCAGUGGUCAGACAACUUUAACAGUCACAGGAUCUCUCCCAGUGCCAACUAUUGCUGAAAAUACCUACAGUGUGAUAACUGGCCAGAGCAUUACUUUGGAGUGUACAGUGUCAUCUGACCCAGCUCACACUGUCGUCUUCUGGCAGCGAAUUAUCAACGGCCAGACACAGUCUAUCAAUAUUGAUGGCUCCAAGUAUGUAGGUUCUACAUUGAGUUCUCCAUCUCUUGUCAUCUCCAAUGCUGCCAACUCUGAUCAAGGAUCUUAUAUCUGUUUGGCCACCAACAUUGUCGGGACAGGACAAAGUUCUCAGACUGUACUAAGUGUGACAGGAACGCUACCUAUUGUCACCAUCUCUCAGAGUACCUACAGUGUUAUCACAGGACAAUCUAUUACAUUGGGCUGUGUGGUGAGUGCAACUCCCACUCACACCUCUGUCUCUUGGCAGCGUGUGGUGAAUGGCCAGUCUCAGGCUAUUGAUGUGAGUAGUUCCAAGUAUGCUGGCUCCACUGUCACCUCACCAUCACUCAUAAUCUUUAAUGCUGCUGAAUCGGAUGAGGGAGUGUACAUUUGUUUAGCUUCCAAUGUUGUUGGGACUGGACAGAGUACUUCGACCACACUUACAGUCACAGGAACUCCCCCAGUUGUCACCAUUGCCCAGACCAGCUACACCAUCACUGUUGGAACCACUGUCACUCUGGGUUGUACUGUUGCAUCUGAUCCUGCCCAUACAUCUGUCUCUUGGCAGCGUGUCAUCAAUGGGCAGACUGAAGCUGUCACCAUAGAUGGAACUAACUUUGGUGGAUCCACCCUCAACUCACCAUCCCUGAUUGUGUACAAUGCAAAUGAAGCAGAUGAGGGGAACUACAUCUGUUUUGCCACCAACACUGUAGGAACUGGUCAGAGUCUUCCGACUGCACUUGUUGUCACUGGAAGUAUCCCUGUUGUAACUGUUACGCAGACACAGUACUCAGUAGUGACAGGAAAUGAUGUCACUAUCCAAUGUUUCGUGACUGCAGACCCGGCACACACUGCUGUAUUCUGGGAGAGAACCAUUGGUGGAGUAACUACACAGAUUACCAUUGACAACAUCAACUAUUCAGGAUCACAGGUCAACAGUCCAUCUCUGAGAAUCCUCUCAACUAACAUCGCAGACACAGGCAUCUAUGUCUGCAAAGCCACAAAUGCUGUGGGUACUGGACAGAGUUCAACUGUUCAACUGAGUGUUACAGGAAAUGUGCCAAGUGUGGUUGUGGCCGUACCCAACUACAGUGUGUUGACAGGCAGUUCUGUCACUCUGGUAUGUACAGUGACAGCCACGCCCUCUCAUUCCUCAGUGCAGUGGAUUAGGGUCGUCAAUGGUGCCAACCAAGCUGUCAACAUUGGAAAUUCAGGAAAAUAUGAAGGAUCAUCUGUCAGCGUGCCAUCUCUUACAAUCAAUGGAGCUCAGUCUAGUGAUCAGGGCCAAUAUGUCUGUACCGCAACUAACUCUGUGGGCACUGGACAGAGUAGUGUCACUACACUGUCUGUCACUGGUAGUCUUCCUGUGGUCACUGUGGCCCAGCCUAACUACUCGGUCAUUAUCGGUAAUGCAGUCACGCUGGUGUGCACUAUCAAUGCUUCUCCAGCAGCCAGUACUGUAUCAUGGAGACGUCUGGUGGGCGGUGUAUCCACUGGUAUCAGCAUUGGCAGCAGCAAGUACUCAGGAAGUGUUAUCGGAAAUCCUUCCUUAACUAUAAAUGAUGCCCAGAACAGUGAUGAAGGCUUCUACAUUUGUCAGGCAACCAAUGUUGUGGGCACAGGGGAAAGUAGCAACACCUAUCUAGACGUAACAGGAACCAUCCCUGUUGUAACAAUAUCUCAGAACACAUACUCUGUACUGCUGGGAUUGUCUGUUACUAUCGACUGUGCAGUGUCUGCUGUUCCCACUCACUCCUCUGUAGAAUGGAGGAGAAUUACAACUACUGGAGGCAACACUGUUUCCACACCGAUUGUCAUUGAUAAUAUCAACUACAGUGGAGGUUCUGUGUCUAGUCCUAAUCUCCAGGUGAACUCUGCUGAAAACAAUGACGAGGGAUUCUAUGUGUGUACUGCCACAAACAGUGUAGGCACUGGUACCAGUAAUCAGGCAUUCCUGUCUGUCACUGGAGCUCCACCAACAGUAACAGUGGCACAGACAAGCUACACCAUCAUUACGGGAGGAACCAUUACCCUUCAGUGUUCAGCGUUCGGUAAUCCAGCUGUGACAAAUGUUGCUUGGACAAGAUCCAUUAACAACGGACCAUUCACAACCAUCACUGUAGAUGGCAACAGUUUCUCAGGGAGUUCUCUCAAUAACCCAUCCCUGACUGUCAUCAAUGCUGAUAGCAACGACCUUGGCAUCUACAAGUGUACAGCUUCAAACUCCCUUGGAACUUCAGAGAGUGAUCAAGUCACUCUCACUGUUACUGGAGAUCCUCCCACUGUUACUGUUGGACAGACCAGUUAUAAUAUUAUCACUGGUUCAGAUGUUACCAUCCAGUGUACAGUGACUGCUGUCCCUGCUGCAAGUGUUGUUUACUGGGAGAAAACAGUGAAUGCUGCAACAACCAGACUCACCAUUGACCAAAUUGCAUAUGGUGGGUCAACCACUGCCACUCCUUCCCUUAUUGUUUACAAUGCACAGAAUGAUGAUAGUGGCGUGUAUAGGUGUAAAGCCAGUAAUGCUGUAGGAACUGGACAGUCUCAGGCUGUAACUGUCUCGGUCACAGGAGCGAUACCAGUUGUCACUAUUUCGGAAGCUUCAUACACUGUCACUACUGGUACAACAGCCACUCUUGUAUGUACUGUGGUAGCCACUCCACAGGCCUCUACUAUCAUCUGGAGAAAAACAGUCAAUAGUGUGACAACCACUGUUCCUAUCAACACUUCAAAGUACAGCGGAGGGACUGUGACUUCGCCAAGUCUGGUUAUAUCAAAUGCUGAUAGCAGUGAUGUGGCUUUCUAUGUCUGCCAGGCAACCAAUGCUGUAGGAACUGGCACCAGUAGUCAGACCUACCUGGAAGUGACUGGAGCAUUACCUGUUGUUCAAGUGCUGCAGUCAUUCUACACUGUCACAAAAGGCCAGUCAGUAACAUUAGAAUGUACAGUAAGUGGCACACCUGUCGCAACUUCUGUUUCCUGGGAACGAACCUCUGGAGGAGUGACAAAUCCUGUUACUGUCGACAAUAAUCUGUAUCAGGGGUCAGUUGUGGGUAGUCCUUCCUUGGUGAUAACAGCAGCUGACAGUGUAGACACUGGAACCUAUACCUGUACCGCCACAAACAGUGUGGGGACUGGCCGCAGUACCACAACCACAUUGACUGUUACAGGAGAUAUACCAACGGUGGCGAUCACUGACCCCUCUUACACAGUUGUCACUGGAUUCUCCAUCACCAUCCCUUGUACUGUAUCAGCUAACCCUCCAGCUACCUUAGUAACCUGGUCCAGACAGGCUUCUAUCAACGAUGCCGCAACCACCAUCAAUAUUGACGGUACCACGUACAGCGGUGGUACUAUCGGUAUACCCUCACUGACCAUCUCCAGUGCUGCCUCAACAGACCAGGGAUACUAUAUUUGUUCUGCAACGAACAGCAUUGGCACAGGAACCAGCGGACAAAGUUAUCUCACCAUUACUGGAGACAUACCAACUGUAACAAUCCCAUCCAAUGCCUACUCUGUCAUAACUGGAUCAUCCAUCCAGAUCCCGUGUUCUGUUCAGUCCAGUCCUCAAGCUAGCCGCAUCACUUGGUCAAAGAUUGUCACUACUGGUGGAAACACUGUCACCACCGACAUCAACAUUGAUGGCUCCAAGUAUCAGGGCAGCUCCACAAGUACCCCAAGUCUUACAAUCAACAACGCCAACAACAACGAUCAAGCCUAUUAUGUCUGCUCAGCCACCAACAGUGUGGGCUCUGCGAACAGUAUCCAAACUUUCCUGACAGUAUCAGGAAGUAUCCCCCAGGUGACAUUAGCACCAGAAUUCUCCACUGUGCUGGGGUCUUCCAUUACCUUAGACUGUGUCGUGUCUGCCACACCGCAAGCUGAUUCUAUCUCAUGGGAACGAAUCAUUGGCGGAGUUACCACCACCCUCACUAUCGAUGGUACAAAGUUUGUUGGUUCAGCUGUCAACAACCCAUCUCUCACCAUUAACAGUGUCUCAACUGAUGACCAGGGCUACUACGUGUGUAUCGCCAUUAACAGUGUGGGUAUUGGGAGAAGUUCACAGGCCUACCUGACCAUCACUGGCAGUAUACCAGCAGUGGUGAUCAGCCAGCCCUCUUACUCUGUUGUCAUUGGCGACACUAUCGUCAUCGACUGUGACUACAGCUCCACACCUGAUGCCACAUCCAUCUACUGGAACAAGAUUGUCAACACACAGACAACUAGAAUUACAAUUACACAGACCAAUAAAUACAGUGGUGCCACUCUCACCAACCCAUCACUGACAAUCACUGGUACAGACAGUAGCGACCAGGCUUUCUACCGCUGUGUUGUUGGAAAUAAUGUCGGUGAAGGUCAAAGUUCACAGGCCUACCUCUAUGUUACUGGCAACCUGCCCUUGGUGACUGUUCCACAGAGCUCUUACAGUGUUUCACUGGAAGACACUGUUACAAUUUUGUGUACUGUAACAGCCACACCAUCUGCCACCUCCGUUACCUGGGAGUACACUAACAAUGCAGGCAUGACCAGUGUUGUUGACCUGACCAAUUCCCGGUAUAGUGGUGGUACCAUAGCUUCACCAUCUCUCCGGAUUGAUUCCGCUCAACUCUCCGACCAGGGGUCUUACAAAUGUAAGGCUACCAACACUGUCGGUGAAGGAGAGAGCUCAGACAUCUAUCUCUAUGUUACUGGAACUCUUCCAUCAGUGAGGGUCACAGUAUCUGCCUACACUGUGGAUGUUGGAAGCCAGGCGACACUGGCCUGUAUUGUAGAGGCCUCCCCUCCGGCUACCUCAGUCUACUGGACAAAGAUUAUUGAUGGUGUUAGCUCCACGAUCAGUACUUCUGUAGCUAAGUAUGAAGGUUCGAGCGUAGGGACACCAUCACUUACCAUCAAUAACCUGGCUGUAUCAGAUGAAGGCAGCUACAGAUGUAAUGCUAUUAACACUGUUGGCACCGGUUCUAGUGGUCUCACCUCUCUCAUCGUAGCCUAUGCUCCAAGAAACACUGUGGUGGACCCAGCUGCCGUAACACGAAGAGAAACAGAAUCUGUAACUUCUGAGUGCUCCACUGAUGCUAACCCUGCUGCUAGCUACCAGUGGGUCAAGGACAGCACCAGCCAGAUUGUGUCAAAUGAGAAGAUUCUACAGAUCAGCAACAUUGACCGUGGACAUGAUGGCACCUACACCUGUACUGCUACAAAUAGUCAGGGCUCAGAUACAGCUAAACUCACAGUUGAUGUCCAGUAUAGACCUAUCAGCACUGUCACUGUUGAAGAGGCCACUGUUACACUUAGCCUUAAUGCCCAGAAGAACCUUGAAUGUAACACGGUGGCCAAUCCAGCUGUGCAGACAUACAGGUGGCUCAAAGAUGGGGACAGCAUUGCUAAUGCCAAUAGUCUGGUAUACCAGGUAACCAUUGCAGACAGCAGCAGCUAUGGAGUCUACACAUGCUAUGCCACCAAUGCCAUCGGACAAUCCUCAUCCAUUGCAUUCACCAUACAAUCAGGAGAUGUUGUGUUUACCACUCCAGCACCAACAGAUGUGGGAUUGACUACUGGUGUCAUCAUUGCUAUCGUCAUUGCAGCUGUUGUCUUCCUUCUCAUCGUCAUAAUUGCAGUCUGCUGUUGUGUUACUCAUGUUGACACGUCAUUUGUCACUAGUAACUUUCAGUCACCAUCAAUUGACAAGUCAUUUGCCACUACUUACUUCCUGUCACCAUCAGUUGACAAGUCAUUUGUCACAAGUUGCUUCCUGUCUCCAUCAGUUGACAAGGAACCUUCACUCAUCCUGCCUCGCCAGGAAGCCAUUACUCUUCAGGAAGACAGUUUCUACAGAAACCCUGCCUCUCAGUAUCGAUACUUACCAGAUUUAACAUACUAUGAGACUGAAGGUUCCAGGCGCGAACGGGACAGGAGAAGCUACACUGCUUCCAUACAUUAA